GCAGGCGGUGGGUGCAGUCGGGGCCCCUGUAGGGAGGGAGGGAGGGAGAGAAGGCGGGCGAGAGGAGAAGGAGGGAUGGAGAUGGAUGAUAGAUGCUUAUGUAGCGCGUCCCGUACGGUUGCCGUUAUGCUCGGCCGUAGACAAACUUCCAUCCUCCUGUGACUCUCUUUCUUUACCCCCUGCUCCACCCAUGAAGCAGGACGCAGGGCGAAUGUGUGCAAGUGUUCCGGAGCGCGUCGUGAUCGCUUAUUUAUCCGUCUGAUAAAUGAUUUUGGAGCUCGCAGCGCUCGCCGGUGCAGGCCCUGCGCUCCAGCGCUACAUCCCGCACAUUCAGCGGGUUUUCCGGGUCAGAGUGAGCUGCAGCACCGCCGAGUCCAGCUGCGACAGCCCCAACGCAAGCUCCAGUAUCAUCGUUAACAUUGAGGACGGCAAGGAAGAAGAUUGCAUUAAAGCUAAAGAGUACAUUGUGUCCCUGAUCAGUCCUGUUCAUAAGCACCGUGAGCGUUUGACUCUCUGGCUGCAGCGGCGUCUGCAUGCCCUACAUGCAGCUAUUGAGUAUGAGAGCUGCGCCGUGGUGCAGGUGAGGGACCAUGCACUGGAGCUUCAGGGAGGUCAUGCGCAGGUAACGGCUGCAUGCGCUAUGCUGCAGCGCCUCAAGAUGGAGCACCGCAGCUGCCGUGACCCUCAGCCCUUGCCUGCCGCUGCUGGCCACGACUCUCCAGAGGAUGAGGAGGAGGAUGACGAAGAAGCUGGGGAAGAGGGGAGCAGUUCAGAGAGUGAAGGAGAGGCGCGGUCAAGAAGCGGGAGUUCCGGAGGAGGUGUUGGUGCAGCAGGCCCAGGCGAAGGAGCAACAGGAAGGAGACGAGAGCCGCUUAUUGUGACCAAACCCCACCGCCAGCUGUGCCGGUCACCCUGUUUGGACCAACCUAGCUUCAGCCAAAGCAGCACCUUACAGGAGUUACGUGCAGAUGACCCACGUGCCGACCUAUCACACACUGACCCCUCUCAGAGGACGGCCUCACUUGCUCCACCCACUUCUGCAUCCCAGGCACCCAUACGACAAACAAGCGAACGAGAUUACCAAACCAAAAUGGACUUUGCUCUGAAACUGGGCUACUCUGGAGAGCAGGUGGAGUCUGUGCUGAGUAAACUGGGGCCCAGUGCGCUAAUCAAUGACGUAUUAGCUGAGCUGGUGCGGCUGGGGAAUAAAGGGGAACCAGAGAGCCAGGGAGCAGUGGGUUCUGCCAAUUUAGCGCCACGGGCAGUAGGAGCCAAAGAAGCCGUAAGCCCUGAGGCAUCGCUGGAGGAAGACACACCAGACACAUACGACAACCUCCGACCAAUCGUUAUUGAUGGAUCAAAUGUUGCCAUGAGCCAUGGAAACAAAGAGGUGUUCUCAUGUCUGGGCAUCCAACUGGCUGUGGAUUGGUUCCUGGAGAAAGGCCACAAAGACAUCACAGUCUUCGUCCCAGCAUGGAGGAAAGAACAGUCAAGACCUGACGCACCAAUCAAAGAUCAGGAGAUCCUGCGAAAGUUAGAGAAGGAGAAAAUCCUCGUAUUCACUCCAUCUCGCAGAGUCCAGGGCAGACGAGUGGUGUGCUACGACGACCGCUUUAUCGUCAAGCUGGCCUGCGACUCCGACGGAAUCAUUGUGUCCAACGACAACUACAGAGACCUGCAGAAUGAGAAACCAGAGUGGAAGAAAUUUAUAGAGGAACGACUCCUCAUGUACAGCUUCGUCAAUGACAAAUUUAUGCCUCCCGAUGAUCCUUUAGGCAGACACGGACCCAGUCUCGAAAAUUUUCUUCGUAAACGGCCAGUGGUUCCAGAGCACAAGAAGCAGCCAUGUCCAUAUGGUCAGUACAGCAAAAGUAAGAAGUGCACAUACGGUCAUAAGUGCAAGUACUACCACCCAGAGAGAGCCAAUCAACCACAACGUGCUGUCGCUGACGAGCUCCGAGCCUUCGCCAAACUGUCCGCCGUAAAGACAAUGAGUGAGGGGGCACUUGCGAAAUGUGGCACCUCUAGCGCUGUCGCCAAGGGAGACUGUAGCUCGGAGGCAAAGCGAGUGACACCUAAGCGCCAGUCUGACCCCAGUAUCCGGUCAGUCGCUUGUGAGCAGGAAGAGAGACUCUGCCCAAUGCGGAAGGCCGAGGCAAGUUCUGUACCAUCUUUAGUGUCAGCGCUUAGUGUUCCAACCAUGCCACUGCCAAAAAGUCACGCAGCGGGCGCUCUGAACACGCGCUCGGCGAGCAGCCCUGUUCCAGGGUCUCUGCACUUUACCCACAGCUCCCUGGAACAUGCGGGCAGCGUUCAGUACCCUCCCAUCCUGGUCACCAACAGCCAGGGUGCCUCCGUUGCUUACGGUGAGCCAUUCCCCAAGUAUGACUCUGUGGUGAGCGAUCACGGCUACUAUUCCAUGCUCAGUGACUUUUCCACCAUAAGCUUGCAAGACAGUUUUUGCAGUCUGGAGCAGCCAGAGCCCAUGGGGGUGGGUGGAGGGGGAGGGUACCCUGGCAGAGCCCCAAGCAUGUGCCCAGAGCCUGGCCGAAGCCACUCGUCUGACUCCUUCUCAUCUUAUAGUGGAGACAUGUAUCUCAACUCAAUGGAGGGCAGCUUAGAUGACAGCAUGAAAGGGCCACCUACGCAGACACAGUCGCAACCUUCUGCGCAAACACGCCUUCAAGCAUUUGCUCACGGUUUUCACCAUGAGGCCUUGACACGUGUGCAGAGCUACGGUACGGAUGAACCCAAACCAGGACCUCGCAAGCAGUCGUCCGCCCACCUUGCACCCCAUUCCCAGCACCCAGUCAUUGGAGCUCGAUCCAGCUGCCCAGGAGACUACCCUCCCCUCUCCCAGAAUGUGUUGCCUUCUGCUAGCCCCGCUCAGCAUGGUCGCUCCUUAGGCAUGACUCGCAUGGACAGUAUCUCCGACUCACGGCUCUACGAGAGCAACCCGCUACGGCAACGGCGACCACCUCUUUGCAGAGAGCAGCAUGCUAGCUGGGACCCUUUGCCGUGCGGUAACGAAUCCUACUGUUAUGGAGGCUAUGGUUUAACGGGAGGUCUCAUGCCUUGCUGCGAGAGGGUGAUGGUCCGCAGUAUGCCGGAGAAGAUGGAGCAGAUCUGGAGGUCCCCUUGGGAUAGCUUGCCACCUCCUCUGCCAGCCACUCGUGGGCUUGCAGUGGACCCCCAAGAGUGGCAUCCUAUUCCAGAGCACCAGUUUCAAACAUACCGAAACCUCUGCAACAUCUUCCCGGCGUACGUGGUCCAUUCAGUCAUGGAGAAGAACCCUCACAUGACCGAUCCCCAGCAGCUGGCUGCCGUCAUCGUCACGAAAUUACGCUCUUGCCACUAAGCACAUCCCAGAGAGCUGCUAACACAAACACACAAUAAAUAGAUAUCUAAGUGAAUGAGAAAUGCUUGGCCGUCUCGUAUUUUUGUUUUGGCUCUGAAGAAACGCCAUCCCCAUGCUAAAUUAUGUUUGGCUCUGGAUUGGACAGGCAAAAUAUUCCUUGUUUCCUUGAUUCUUCCAUUGGUUGUGAUAUCUGUCAAGGCAAAAGGAAGCCUGAAUCUUGUACCUGGAUCAAGGUGUAUAUCCUAAGUAAGAUUCCUUAAAAAGCUUUGGUAAAAUAUAAAAAAAAACUGUUCUGCUCCUGAGAAGGGCUGAAAUGUCAAAAAUGUUUUUGAGGUUUAAAGGGAUAGUUCACCCCAAAAUGAAAAUUCUGUCAUCAUUUAUUCACCCAUUAUGUUGUUCCAAACCCCAAUUACUUUAUUUCUUCCUUAGAACACAAAAAGAGAUGUUACAUACAAUGUUAGGCAGAAUGUUAGCCUCAGUCACCAUUCACUUUCAUUGUAUGUUAAUACAAUGAAUAUUAAUGGUGACUGAGGCUAACAUUCUGUCUGACAUUUCUUUUUGUGUUCCAUGGAAAAAAGAAAGUCAUAUGGGUUUGGAACAACAUGAAGGUGAGCAAACGGUGACAUAAUUUUCAUUUUUAUGUGAACUAUCCCUCUAAGAUGGCCUGUACAAUCCUUGCUCAUCAUAAUUGAGAAAGAAGAUGCUGCUUGCCAGUUAGAUGGCAGAUCUUGAGAAUGUGUUAUUUUGCAGGUAAUGAUAACAUUUAUCCUUUGAAAAUGAGUUAAAUGAGAGAAAUCUCUUUGGUAAACUGAUCAGAAAUGAUCCUGCACAAUAUGAAUAGUAUUGUGUGUGUAUAUGUGUAUUCACUUGCAUUUGCGUGUAUAUAUUACGUGAAGCUGUUGUGUGUGGUUUUAUGUGUGUGUGUGCGUGAUGACCUGUGUGAUUUUAGAAAAAGGAAUGAACGCUUGCAUACCUCAAAGCAUGAACUUUGAACUUUUAUGGCCUUAUAUCGGAGUGACCUCACCACACGUUAAUGAGAAUAGUGCUUAAUAGUUGUGGAGGUCGCUAUUUUGCAUUUAUUUUAUUACAGUGAGCACUAAAAGUUCUGGAACAAGAGUUUAGAUUGAGCAGUGCUGCAGUUCAGACUCAGCCUUGUAAUUGACUAAGCUGUAACUGCCAGUUGUGCUAUGCUAUGUCUGUUCUCAUGUACAGACGUGUUUAUGAAGCCAUUUUAAAAGAUUUGACAAUGAGCCAAAAAGAUAAUCAGUGUUGAUUUUUCUGAUUAAGAUGUUUCUGUUUAGAAAGCACUAGUUCGUACUGAGUUGGAGUUAUUCAAAUGUUUCCUAGAUGUUGUUGUUGUAUAGAAUACAGACAGAAUUUAAGGGGAUAGUUCACCCAAAAAAACAUAAAAACAAAUUCUGUCAUAAUUUACUUACCCACAUGUUGUUUCAAACAUGUAUGACUUUCUAAUGCAUACACAAAAAUAGAUAUUUUAUUAAAUAUUUCGGUCCAUCUUGUCAAUACAAUGGCAGCUGAUAGGUACUCACUUUAGAAAAUCAUAUCGGUUUGGAACGAAAUGAGUGUGAGUAAAUGAUAACAUAAUUUUAAUUUUUGAGUGAUUUAUUCCUUUAAGAAAAAAAAAAAAAAAAGAUUAGUUAGCAUGGGCUUCAGUAAACCCAGACAGCAUGUUAGCAUUAUGCCUGACAGAGAAUACCACUCACAAGUGGCUCACUAGUAAAUAACUAUGUUUGAGUAUUCAAAAACUGGGGAGAAAAAUGUGUCUCUAAGGCAAAAUGCUCCUGUGCAGCAUCUAUUUCCUUAUUGGUGCCGAGAGACCGCCCCAUUUCAUCAGCUCCGCCCUGUAAAUUAGCAUAUCUGGAGGAGAGCGUGAAUAUUAUUGGUCCAGAGAUGCUCUGGGUGUUUUAAAAAAAAACAAAAGACUUUAAUUACUCCUUCAUUUUUUUUCAUGAGCACGGGUGUGGCCCCGUGGGGCCCCGUUACUGUUCAUGAGAAGGUGUGACACACUGCCUACCUGUCUCUCCAUGUGCGACACACACGGAAAACACCAGGCUGUUGUUGGGUUGUUUCUGACAUUUGGCUGACAGUUCGCUUGCUGCCUCUCCACCAAGUCCCCCAACUCUGCUUCAACUCUGGACUCAAAGCCUGACCUCUCAUCUCUCUAAUACAAACACCAAUGUUUCAUAUACUUCUUAAUUGAUUUUGAAGAGGGUUUUCCCAACAGACCAUCAAUGAUAUAGCUUUUUUGGAUAAUACAGGACUGAUAAGGGGCUGCUGUAAAUUAAUAUAAAAAUUUUUGUUGCUUUGUUUUUUGUCAUAUUUACCUCUGUUAGGAUAGAAACAUACUCUCCACAUGGAUUUAAACACAGAUGCAAAUGCUUGUCCAACGCAUUGAAAGUGCACAGUCCUGUUGCAUAUGCUAAACGUAUUUUUGUGUUACUGUGGCAGUAACAAACCCCAGUACUCAAGAGGGCGAUAGAGUUACCUUCAAACACCUGUGCCAUUAAAUGGGAUUUGUUUUUAUUCAGGUAGCCAGCUUAAAAAAAUGUUUACAUGCUAUUACUACACCUAUAAACAUUUGCUCGACAAGAUUCUCUGUUUCGCCAUGACAGUAGUUAGCCUGAAAGAGAAAACCGACAUUACAAAAAGAGUUUACCUUUAUGUUCUCUAUAGCGCCACUUGUGGCAAUGCUAAGAAUGCAGUGCAUACUUGAGACAGAAGCUCGAAACUGUGUGACCCGACCCAACCCGACCGGUACAGUCAAAUUUUAAGCCUGAACUGAAAUAAUUUACUCUGUAUAAUUUCUUCUCCAUGCAAGUUUUUUUUUUUUUUUUUUUUAAUAGGCUGUAUUUUAUUAAAUAUAUAUAUUAUUAAUAUAACAUUUGUAACAGUAAACCUGAACUUUUUUGCAACCUGAACUUCAGAACGUCGAAUCUUUGUGAUACAUGCGCUAAAAAAGCUAGCAGCUGUGCAACAAAUGAAACACGUUACAGGUGUCUCAAGAUGCAUUCUUUGAAAGUUCUCAGACACACUGUGUCUAAAAAAUGUGGUGGUCCUGUGCGAGACGCUGAAAAACAAAAAACAAAACAAAAAACAGCAAGACGUGGCACAACAGUCAGUGAUAUCUGUCCAGUGCGUUCUGACAAAGAAAAACAAUUGAAAAACAGCGCAGAUGCACACAAAAAUACAUUUGUUGUGAACAGCCCUUAAUUAGUGUGUUUGCACAUCUGUGAGUGAGAGCGUGGGCGUUCAAGGCAUGUUAAAAUAAAAAAAAUAUAAUUAUAUAUUCAAUAAAUUUAGCCUAUUAUAUUAAAUAUAUUAUCAAAACAUUUAAAAUAAAUAUAAUAAUUAAUUUUCUCAUUAAUUACAGAUAAAUCCUAUUGUUUAUAAACAUUGCAUCGCAUGCGCAGUAGUGGUGCCAGAAAGCCAGCAAACUAUUUUGUUAGAUUUGACGGAUUAGACAGCAACUAGCUAGCCCCUUUAAAUAUGGGCAAAGUCUUUUAAGCAAGUCAGUCCGUUCGGCGGCCAUCUUUGGAACGCUCUUGGGCAGGCUGGGCAGCUAUUUUUCUAUGUAAACAAGUGGCAUACAAGUGCAGCUCAUCUAUCAAAAAACAUAUUUCAAAUCAGUAGUAAAAUCUGUCAACAGUGGUAUCAUAAACUGUGAUUCUUUACCCCAGAUUACGCAAAAAAACCCUUGAUUUUCCCGGCUUGUGUAGCAAAUGCGCAUGUGCAUUUUAGGGUUGAUUGACAGGCGAUGUCUGUAUCUAAAGGUUAUUGACUCUUUUACCUGUAAGGCGAGACUUCCUUUCCUACAUCCGUUGACUGUUGGGUGUUCCAGUUUCACCCAUUCAUUUUAAUAGAAGUAUCACGUGUCUGCUAAAUAGUCUCUGAUAUCGCUAAAAGACAAUGUAGAAUAAAAUUAGACUUGAAGUUCAAAGCUUGCUAGGUUUGGGUAUAAUAUUGCUAGUAACACAGAAUCAUUAGCUAUACUAUUAUUAUAAUGAUAUGAGUUAAUAUCAUACCUGUAAUAAAAUGUUCGCUGCAAAGGCGUGAGUUGGAAAUUAUCUCCUCAGUCCAGUCAACUCUGUUGACGGAAUCCAACAAAAGUGAAGCCCUUGGUUUUUUCCAUCGUGAUUUUGACAGCCAACAGCUCAGCACGAAAUUUCAUUUUGCUUAACCAGAACAUUUUAAAGGUAACAGCUAACAUUUUGAGGACUGUCGGGUCAGGGCCAAUUUUUGUUCCCAUUCCACUCUUGGUUUACAGUUCACCCCGGUCUUUUUGCCACCACUUUCGUAUGUGACAUUGCCAAAUUAUUGGUCUAUACUGGUUUGUCGGGUCCCGUCGGGCUUGGGUCUGGUAGUAGACCUCUAGUUCAGAGACAUUUCGGAAAGCUUCAAUGGUUGAAAUCGAGCUUGCAUAGACAGAAGCAUUUGCUUUGUUUACAUGCUUGUGUAAAGUAUGUUUCGGCCUAAACGUGUAUUUGAUUUAAUGAGAUGGAAGUGUCUUUAGGGUUAGGUCUUCUUCUCCCCUUCUCCUCUGAACCUAGGAGCAAACUAAUUGAAGGAUAUUGUUUCAAGAGCAGUCUUUUUUUCUUAAUGAGUGUAAAAUAAGACAUUGUUGUCCGCUCCUUAUGCUUCUAGGUUUAGAUCCCCCUUUACAAGCAGUUGAGCAGCAAGCUACCACACAUCAAAUGUCCAGAAACGACCUUUUGCUUGUUGAUACAAAUUGUAUCUAUUUCUUGAUUGUAAAAAAUAUAUUUCUGAGCUGUACAGUAUCACUUAUACGAGUAUAUAUAUAUAUAUAUAUAUAUAUAUAUAUAUAUAUACAUGUAUAUAUACAUAUAUA
Myxocyprinus asiaticus (Chinese sucker) is the source of this 8222-nucleotide messenger RNA. Its product is annotated as probable ribonuclease ZC3H12B. Lineage: Eukaryota; Metazoa; Chordata; Actinopteri; Cypriniformes; Catostomidae. The coding region runs from base 266 to 3358 and encodes 1030 amino acids. Gene Ontology annotation, cellular component: nucleus; cytoplasmic ribonucleoprotein granule. Gene Ontology annotation, molecular function: RNA endonuclease activity; metal ion binding; mRNA binding. The record is from RefSeq and is a predicted model, not a curated record. The transcript has 6 exons.